AGCGAGUUUCGGUCGUGACUUUUCCGGGGGCCUUGGGGCGUCUCCGCUUUCUCCCUUUAAAGUAAAACGUUCCCCCGACGCGCACCCCCCUCCGCGCGUUCCGGGCCGGGAGGCGGCGGCGGGAGGCGGCGCUGACGCGGCCGCGCGCGGUCACGUGGGUGUGUUGUGGGGGGAGGGCCCGCGCCGUCGGUUCCGGGCGGUUGAGCGAGCUAGAGACGAGCCAGCGACAGGCAGCCGCGCCCGCCGCCGCGCUCUGUAUGCCGCGUUCUCCCGGCGCACCCGCCGCGGAUAGUCUGAGCCGGAGGAGCCGCCGCCGCCGCGGUUGAUGUGGUUGGGCCGGGGCUGAGCAGGCCGCCAAGAUGCCGCAGUCCAAGUCCCGGAAGAUCGCCAUCCUGGGCUACCGGUCUGUGGGGAAGUCCUCAUUGACAAUUCAGUUUGUGGAAGGCCAAUUUGUUGACUCCUACGAUCCAACCAUAGAAAACACUUUCACAAAGUUGAUCACAGUAAAUGGGCAAGAAUAUCAUCUCCAGCUUGUAGACACAGCGGGGCAGGAUGAAUAUUCCAUUUUUCCUCAGACAUACUCCAUAGAUAUUAAUGGUUAUAUUCUUGUGUAUUCUGUUACAUCAAUCAAAAGUUUUGAAGUAAUUAAAGUUAUCCACGGCAAGUUGUUGGAUAUGGUGGGGAAAGUGCAGAUACCUAUUAUGCUGGUUGGCAAUAAGAAAGACCUGCAUAUGGAAAGAGUGAUCAGUUAUGAAGAAGGAAAAGCUUUGGCAGAAUCUUGGAAUGCAGCAUUUUUGGAAUCUUCUGCUAAAGAAAAUCAGACUGCUGUUGAUGUUUUUAAAAGGAUAAUUUUGGAAGCAGAGAAGAUUGAUGGGGCAGCUUCACAAGGAAAAUCUUCAUGCUCGGUGAUGUGACGAUUGUGCUACAGAACCCGAGGACACUGGGAAUUUAUUCCACCUGAAGAAGCAAACUGCCCGUCAUCCUUGAAGAUAAAACUAUGCUUCUGUUUUCUUCUGUUAACCUGAAAGAUGUCAUUUGGGUCAGAGGUCCUCCCCUUUCAGAUUAUGUUAACGUCUGACUCUGUCCAAAUGAGUUCACUUCCAUUUUCAAAUUUUAAACAAUCAUAUUUUCAAUUUAUAUAUUGUAUUUCUUAAUAUUAUGACCAAGAAUUUUAUCGGCAUUAAUUUUUCAGUGUAGUUUGUUGUUUAAAAUAAUGUAAUCAUCAAAAUGAUAGACAUGUUACACUACUAUUAACUAGACUUCAAUAUAUCAGUGUUUAUUUCAUUGUGUUAAAUGUAUACUUGUAAAUAAAAUAGCUACAAACCUUAA
Molecule: messenger RNA, 1329 nt
Organism: Microtus ochrogaster (prairie vole)
Lineage: Eukaryota; Metazoa; Chordata; Mammalia; Rodentia; Cricetidae
Gene: Rheb
Product: Ras homolog, mTORC1 binding
Biological process (GO): signal transduction
Cellular component (GO): membrane
Molecular function (GO): GTP binding; GTPase activity
Source: RefSeq, a predicted model, not a curated record